Molecule: messenger RNA, 2939 nt
Organism: Sphaeramia orbicularis (orbiculate cardinalfish)
Lineage: Eukaryota; Metazoa; Chordata; Actinopteri; Kurtiformes; Apogonidae
Gene: cyp27c1
Product: cytochrome P450, family 27, subfamily C, polypeptide 1
Exons: 9
Coding region: 177-1796 (539 amino acids)
Biological process (GO): C21-steroid hormone biosynthetic process; cellular response to peptide hormone stimulus; cortisol metabolic process
Cellular component (GO): mitochondrial inner membrane
Molecular function (GO): monooxygenase activity; oxidoreductase activity, acting on paired donors, with incorporation or reduction of molecular oxygen; heme binding
Source: RefSeq, a predicted model, not a curated record
AAAAGACUUCCACAAUACAUCCCAUUCCGUCUAACAUUACAGUACAACACAGGGAAAGGCUGCGGCCACACGUGCGCCUAACAUGCAUUUGUAGUUGGGAGCUGUGUGCUUUUGGAGUUUGCAAAAGACUUCCAACAAAACAGUAUUUGCGCACGAAUUCCCAGACAAGCAUACAAAUGAUGGCAAGCAUGAAUCCUUUUAGGACAACAUGCUGGAAGAGUCUUCAGAGCGGCCGCCGGCUGUUCUUCAAUGCACGGACUUUGCACAAGUCUGCAGCCGGCGAGGCUCUGGGGAUCACCGCGGCUGAAGAGGAGGACAUGCCCGACGCACUGAUGAGACCUGUGGAAGCCGGUACGAAGACUACAGUCAAGAGCCUCAAGGACAUGCCCGGACCCGGCACUCUGGCUAACCUGAUCGAGUUCUUCUGGAGAGACGGUUUUGGAAGAAUUCAUGAAAUUCAGAUGAAUCACCGAAAGAAGUAUGGAAAAAUCUUCAAGUCUUACUUUGGGCCCCAGCUGGUGGUCUCUGUUGCGGACCGUGAACUGGUGGCCCAGGUGUUAAGGGCAGAGGGCGUUGCCCCUCAAAGAGCCAACAUGGAGUCCUGGCAGGAGUACAGACAGAUGAGAGGCCGUUCAACAGGCCUCAUCUCAGCGGAGGGAGAAGAUUGGCUUAAGAUGCGGAGUGUGCUCAGACGGCUCAUAAUGCGCCCACGAGACGUAGCAGUGUUCUCUGGUGAUGUGAACAAUGUGUUGGAUGACCUGAUUAAGAGAGUCUGCAGUUUACGCGCCCAAGAAGCCGAUGGUGUAACUGUCCUCAACGUGAACGACCUCUUCUUCAAAUAUGCUAUGGAAGGUGUAGCAGCCAUUCUAUAUGAAACUCGACUGGGGUGUUUGGAAAAUGAGAUUCCCAAGGAAACUCAAGAUUACAUUAAUGCACUGAGCCUCAUGUUCAGCUCCUUCAAGACUACAAUGUAUGCAGGGGCAAUCCCCAAGUGGCUCCGUCCCGUCAUCCCUAAACCGUGGGAGGAGUUCUGUAUCUCCUGGGAUGGGCUUUUCAAAUUUAGCACCAUUCACGUUGAUAAGAGAUUUGCACAGAUCAAGGCCCAGCUCGAGCGGGGAGAGGAGGUGAAGGGAGGAAUGCUCACGCACAUGCUUGUUACCAAGGAGAUGAGCGUGGAAGAGAUUUAUGCCAAUGUAACAGAGAUGCUUCUGGCUGGAGUUGACACGACCUCCUUCACCCUGUCCUGGGCUGCCUAUUUGUUAGCACAGCAUCCUCAUGUACAGCAGGAAAUCUAUAACGAAGUGCAGAAAACUUUGGGGUCCUCGACUGUACCGACAGCUGAAGAUGUUCCUCAACUGCCUCUCAUCAGAGGCCUGGUCAAAGAGACCCUCAGACUCUUUCCAGUUCUCCCAGGCAACGGACGAAUUACCCAAGAUGACUUGGUGGUGGGCGGAUACUUCAUCCCCAAAGGGACACAGUUGGCUCUCUGUCACUACUCCACAUCCUUCGAUGAGGAGAAUUUUACAGAUGCUUCAGACUUCCGACCGGAUCGCUGGAUAAGGAAAGAUUCCACAGAUCAUGUCGACAACUUUGGCUCAAUUCCUUUUGGCUAUGGUAUCAGAAGCUGCAUUGGCAGGAGAAUAGCAGAGCUGGAGAUGCACCUAGCUCUCACAAGGCUUAUUCAGAGGUUUCACAUUGCUGUAUCUCCUCUUACUGCUGAUGUCAAAGCCAAAACCCAUGGUCUACUCUGCCCUGCUGCUCCGAUUCACCUGAAGUUCACUGACAGGGAAAACUAGAUGCAAACUCUGCUCUAUAACAUCUGUUGUACUGUAUGUUUUGUAUUCAUUCAAAAUGUGGCCUCUUUGAAUACACUGUUUUAGUACACAUUUUAUUGUUAGAUAAUAGAAAUUGAUGUAAGACUGAACUUUUACUGGGACAAGGAAUCGGUCUGACCCUCUACGGUUUGAUAGUGAGGUGGUCACAGAAAUGGUACUGGUUCUUGUACAUAUAUAUUUUUAAUUGCUGCAAACCACUGCAGUAUGUUUGGACUGUUACUCCCUCCAUUUAUCAUUUUCAAAAUAGUGGGUGGACAAAUGAACUAUAGUCAGAAUACUUUGGCUCUGUCCCUUCUAUAAUAGCGUUGUUUAUAUGUAACAACAUACAUAAGAAUGUUUCCCCUUUUAGUAUGAGAAAGCAGUUUACUGAGAAUGUUGAAAGGCAAAUAUGAAUGUACUGAUAAUGAACUGUUUCAACUGGUGUGUGUAUAUAAUGAGCUUUUUCUUUCUGCUUGCUCUGUAGUGCAAGCCACAAUAUUUAAUCACAUUUCUUUUUUUAUUCAGACAAAAAACACAUUUUUAAUUACUUUUAGUUGCAUUAUAUGAUUUUAAUUCAUGUAUUUUAUUACCAGAGAGAAAGAAAGAGAGAUUUGCAAAGAUACAAAGAGAUGACAAAUAAAUUGUUAAUUUUUUUGUAAAUCAAUCAUUUAUUUAGUCAGUCUCAUAGAUGAAGACGUGUUUGUGGCUUUUUAAAAGUAAUGUUAUCCUGUGAGUUAUGAUUAAUGGAACAGUCAUCAAAAAGUGGGUGUAUCGAUACAUCUCCAAUAGUUAGGUGUAAUGAAAUAUCUUUUCUCACACAACACUGUAUAUUUCAGAUAUGAAGUGUUCAAUAUUUGUGGUUUAGAUAUUAUUUAGAUGAACAGAUUAUAGUUUCACAAAGCCACAUAUUUGAUGAUUGUUAUAGAAAGGAAAUGUAUGUUAGAGAACAGUUUGCUGUAAGGAAAGAGGAUGUUGAAUUAUGUCAUUGUAAAGGGCUACACUGGUUUGAAUGGAAGAAAAUAGAAGCAUUCAAGUGUUCAUAUUUAUCUGCUUUUGUGUAUUUCUAUACAUUUCAAUUAUAGUUCCAGUUAAACUCGGAAACAAUAAAAAUGUAAUGAUUUUUAA